Molecule: messenger RNA, 986 nt
Organism: Blepharisma stoltei
Lineage: Eukaryota; Ciliophora; Heterotrichea; Heterotrichida; Blepharismidae
Source: the annotation of a GenBank genome assembly
AUGGAAAGUGGUUGGGUCAGUACUUCAAGCACAGUUCUCAGUAGAGCACUUGAAGAAGUCAAAGAUCUUGCAGGAAGAAGUGACUGGGGUGCAAGAGAUCCUGAAGGCGGAGUUGAAUAUUCUGCUCGCCCUCAUGAUGAUUACCCUAUUGCAAGAGGUAUCGGAGAGAUUAAUGCUCCUUUAGAAACUUGCGUCCAGUAUUUCAGAAAUCAUAAUAACAACAGCCAAUGAAGUGAGACUCUAAAAUCAAUUACAGUUCUUCAAGACACUGGAAACUUAAAGCUGCUCAAAUCAAUAAUAAAAGCAAGAUGGCCUAUGAGUGAUCGAGAACUUCUUUUCGCUCAACAAGAAUUUCCUGAAAAUAGUGGGAAUACAGUUUAUGUCAUUGAAAAAAGCGUAGAACUUGCUGAAUACCCUCUUCAGAAAGGAUAUGUGAGAGCUCACUUGAAUUUUAGCGGGUAUAUUUUUGAAAGGUUGGAUUCGAAUAGAACAAGAGUGACUUAUAUAGUACAAUUCAAUCCGGAAGGGAUGGUACCUGGAUUUGCUAGAUAUGGAUUAAAAUGGCUAUAAUAUGACUGCUCUCUUAGCACAAUAGUCCAGACCGAGUUGGAGAAAUCCAGAAGUCCAUAGGCCACCACUCAAGAGUAGACUGUAAAGCUCCUGAUUUCUAAGGCUUGUGGAAAGUAAUAUUGCAAAGCAGAUAAAAAAUUCCUUAUCUGAGACCUUUAGCAACUGCAUUAUCAAUGUGGCUAACGUCGGCCUUUAACUAGCUAGAGCCUGGAUUUGUAAGAGAGAAGAUGCAGCUUCGUCAUGCAGCCAGAAUUGGUAUUGCUAACUCAAGCUGAUGAAAUGCCAGACAUAUUUUGAAAAAUCCAUAUUUAUAAAACAUUUUUUCUCAAAAUGUUUAAUCUGUAUUUUUAAUUAACUUUUAACAUCAAUAUAAUAAUAAAAAUUCCUUAAAAUUGAGUAAGAAAACAUUUGGCUAA